Raphanus sativus (radish) is the source of this 941-nucleotide messenger RNA. RefSeq names its product E3 ubiquitin-protein ligase RMA2. The transcript is spliced from 2 exons. Bases 203 to 796 code for a protein of 197 amino acids. The record is from RefSeq and is a predicted model, not a curated record. Gene Ontology annotation, cellular component: endoplasmic reticulum. NCBI's taxonomy places the organism in Eukaryota, Viridiplantae, Streptophyta, Magnoliopsida, Brassicales, Brassicaceae. Gene Ontology annotation, molecular function: ubiquitin protein ligase activity; metal ion binding; ubiquitin-like protein conjugating enzyme binding. Gene Ontology annotation, biological process: ubiquitin-dependent protein catabolic process.
GAAGAAAUUGUGUAUGUGUGUAUAACAUAUGCUCUCGUGCUUCUGCACCACUCUCGAUCUAUUAUUCUUCUUACCCAUUCUGCUAUCUCCAAACCCAAAUACGUCUCCUCCUCUGUUCUUUGGCCUUUGUGGCAUCAGGCAAAUCAAAAGUCUUAAGUAGUACUCAAGUCGGAAGAGAUUCAUUGGUACUAACCAGCAUAAAAUGGAGAUAGAGAACCAAGAAGACAACCCAGCAACGUCGGGUGAUUCUGGAGGAGACUUCGACUGCAACAUAUGUUUCGAUCAGGUUCGAGACCCGGUCGUGACUUUAUGUGGCCACUUGUUUUGUUGGCCUUGCAUUUACAAGUGGACUUACUCCACCAGCACAUCAAGACAACAAGUUGAUCAGUAUGAUAAGAAGGAACCUACAAGAUGUCCGGUUUGCAAAUCCGAUGUCUCCGACGCCACGCUUGUCCCUAUCUACGGCCGGGGACAGAUAACUUCUCAGUCCGGUUUAACCUUACCGAGCAGACCAUCCGGUCCGGUUUAUGACGUAAGAGGAGUCGGUCAACGUUCAGACGAAGGUGCGAGUAGUCAACGUUACAUGUAUAGAAUGCCUGAUCCGGUGAUGGGUGUGGUAUGCGAGAUGGUAUAUAGGAGACUAUUUGGUGAGUCUUCGAGCAACGUGUCACCGUACCGGAGGGAGCGGGACACAAAUCUCCGGCUAAGGCGGCGGACAAUGCAGGCGGAUGAGUCGCUAAGCAGAGUCUACUUGUUCCUGUUUUGCUUUAUGGUUAUGUGUCUACUUCUUUUCUAGUUGUAACUUGUAAGUUUACUCGAAUGAGUUUGUAUGUGUAUGUGUAUGUGUAUGUGUGUAAGAGUAUUGCAUGUUGAAAUGGUAUAAUACUGAGGAUAAAAUAAAGUCAAAAAUCAAGAAACUGCACUAUAUUGGUGAUUGUGUA